AUAUUUCAUUUCCGGGAGUUUUAAAAAUGUCAAAUUCUGGAACAAAAGAUGAAAUUCCUCAAAAGAAAAUGAGGAUGGACCAAUCCAACAUUAACAGUCAUGAAUCUGAUAUCCUGGAGAGCUUACAAGGCUUCAAAGUUGAGAAAAUACUCAACGAAAAUGCUCAAACGAAAACAAUGUUUGUACAUGGAAAAUUUGAAAAUUCUGAAGACAAUGCCGUUGUUAUUGUUGAGAAGACAGCUUUCAGUGAGAAGAGUAUAAGAGGUGUACUGUCAGGCGAUACAACCAUGAAGAAUACCCUGAAGAAUGACAUCUAUGGAACAUAUGAAGUUUAUCCCAAACCCGAGUUCAAUGAAAUAAAGACAACUGUUAUCUAUCCUGCCACAGAAAAGCACAUUGCCAAAUAUACUGGGCAGCCUGUAUACAUGGUCCAGGAGACUCCUGAGUUAUACAGUGACAUCACACUACCUUAUUUAAAUGCAGAGAACUUUAGUAUACAGUGGGUCUAUAACAUAUUGGAGAAAAAGAAAGAAUCAGAAAGGAUUAUCUACGAGGAUUCACACCCUGAAACUGGGUUCAUUUUACUACCAGAUAUGAAGUGGGAUCAGAAACAGACUGACAAUCUCUACCUGAUAGCGAUAUGUCAUAAACGUGGCAUCAAAUCUCUACGUGAUCUCAAUUCUUCCCACCUGCCUCUCCUGAGGAACAUUCUCACCAGAGGAAAGAAAGCGAUCAAAGACACGUUUGAUGUAGAUGGCUCUCAACUGCGAAUUUACAUCCAUUACCAGCCGUCAUACUAUCACUUUCACGUCCACUUCACGCACCUCAAGUUUGACGCACCUGGCUCAAACGCAGGACGCGCCCACUUACUCAGUGAUGUCAUAGACAAUAUAGAACUAAGAAAUGACUUUUAUCAGAAAAAGACUCUGAAUUUUAUCCUUCGAGAAAAUGAAGGCUUGUUCAAAAAAUUCCAGGAAUCAGGUAAGGUCUUGGAUUCUUUUUCAUAGGAUUGGAGAUAGAUAAGCAUCAAAUGCAAGUUACUAUGGAAACAGAGUAUUAUUUCACUGUGAGAAAAUACCAUCAUAUCAUUCUUAUAUAAGAUUAAUAGCUUAAUUAAUAUCUUAAUGUCAUGUCAGAAGCUAGUGACAGGAUUCUUGAGGUUCUGGAUUGAGAUUAUAUAUAUAGAAUCAUGAGUUCAAAUUAGGGUCACCACUAAUGAAUGAUCAAAACAAGUUCUGUAAAUCCAUGACAAGAUGCAUACACAACUUACAAUAAAUAGAAAAAGAUUUAAUUGUUUUCUCUUGAGUUUAUUAACAUGGUCCAAUGAAUAAUUCUGUAAUUAUCAUUUAA
This is a messenger RNA of Owenia fusiformis, 1350 nucleotides long. NCBI's taxonomy places the organism in Eukaryota, Metazoa, Annelida, Polychaeta, Sabellida, Oweniidae. The record is from the annotation of a GenBank genome assembly.